AACCGAUCGGUGCCCGGUUUGUGGACAUAUCAGGGUGACAUGGCGAGCAGGCUCCUACUUAACCAUGGCGGUUCUCUGUCCCUGUAGUUAGUAUUUCCUGGAGCAUCGCAUUCGCCAUGCUCGUACUCAAGUCGUGGCUGCUGGCAGCCCUCGUUGCAGGUGCUGUUCCGGCACUCCCGCAGGAUAGCAUCUCCAGUGUGGUCAAGCGUGGCAUCGAAUACACCGUCUUUAACCAUGCGGCCACUGGAGCGACCCUGGAAAUCGUGGCAAACUCAGGAAUCUGUGAGACUACUCCAGGCGUCAACCAGUAUUCCGGAUAUCUCUCCGUGGGAGAGGACAUGAACAUGUUCUUCUGGUUCUUCGAAUCCCGCUACGAACCCCACACAGCCCCUCUAACUGCCUGGUUCAACGGCGGCCCAGGCUGCUCAUCUAUGAUCGGUCUCUUCCAAGAACACGGCCCCUGUCACUUCGUCGACAACGAGACCACCCCGUCUAUCAACCCCUACAGCUGGAACACCCACUCCAACAUGCUCUACAUCGACCAGCCCAUCGGCGUGGGCUUCUCCUACGGCAACGACCCAGUCAACAGCACCGUCACCGCUGCCCCCUUCGUCUGGAAACUUCUGCAAGCGUUCUAUGCCCACUUUCCCGAAUACGAAAGUCGCGAAUUCAACCUCUUCACUGAGUCCUACGGCGGCCACUACGGCCCCGAAUUCGCGCACUACAUCCAACAACAAAACGCCGCUAUCGCCACCGGCAGUGUUAUCGGCGAACCCAUCAACCUCGUCUCCCUCGGCAUCAACAACGGAUGGUUCGACUCCUCCAUCCAGGAGAAAUCCUACAUCACCUACGCCCUGGAGAACCCUUACCGUCCUCUCAUCAACGCUUCCGCAGCCGCGAAAUACACCCACGACUACGAAACGAUCUGCGCCCCGGCCCUCCAAAACUGCAGUACCCUGACUACAGCUGACGCCUGCCGUACCGCGGCGGAUACCUGCGCGGAUAUCAUCGAGGAUCCGAUUCUCAGUACAGGGGACUGGAACGUGUACGAUAUUCGUCGGCCCGCGGAUGAUCCCUUCCCGCCGGAGACGUAUGUGGAUUAUCUUCGGGAUGAAGCGGUUAUGAAGGCCAUCGGGGCGAGAUCGAGUUAUGUGGAGUGUCCGGAUGAGCCGUAUGUUAAGUUUGCGGAGACGGGUGAUCUCUCUCGAUCCCUUUUAUCUACCCUAUCCACCGUAAUCCAAUCCGGACUCCAAGUAUUGAUCUGGGCGGGCGAUGCCGAUUGGAUCUGUAACUGGGUCGGCGUGCACGAUGUCGCGAAUGCGGUGGAAUUUCCGGGUCAGAAGGCGUUUCAGCAUACCCCGUUGCAGCCGUACGAGGUGGAUGGGGUGCCACGCGGGAUGGUGAAAUCGGUGGGGAACUUCUCCUUCCUGAGGGUGUUUGAGGCGGGCCAUGAGGUGCCGUAUUAUCAGCCGAAGACGGCAUUACAGGUAUUCGGACAAAUUAUUCGAGGGGAGGGGGUAUAUUCGACGUGAAUCGUGGGCUUGAUGGAUGGUUCAGGUGGGGAGUGAGAUUGGGAUGUCAAUUAUAUGUCAGACAUGCUAGCUUUAUGAUUUCACUAUGAGAUAAUAGAUUGUCAAGUGAUAU
Molecule: messenger RNA, 1644 nt
Organism: Aspergillus ibericus CBS 121593
Lineage: Eukaryota; Fungi; Ascomycota; Eurotiomycetes; Eurotiales; Aspergillaceae
Gene: cp6
Product: putative carboxypeptidase S1
Exons: 5
Coding region: 117-1532 (471 amino acids)
Biological process (GO): proteolysis
Cellular component (GO): fungal-type vacuole
Molecular function (GO): serine-type carboxypeptidase activity
Source: RefSeq, a predicted model, not a curated record